AUGGCCAACAUUCAACCUAAUCAGCAACCUGAAAUUCGCCCUCCUGUUCCCCAAAAUUUUCGUCCAGGAGUACCAGUAGACCAUGCAGGGCAACCGAUCGCCCAGAGUGUGGGUCGCCCGCCGACUUCUCCUGCUUUUGGACCUAAUAUGAUACCAACUAAUUCGCCUGGCCAUGCUGCCUAUACUCGCCCUCCCGUCUCUCCUGCUUUCAGACCUGGUGUGGUCCCACCCUCUUCACCCGGUCGUCCUGGGUAUCCCACCCAACAAUCGGGUGUACCUCAGGUGAAUUAUCAACCGGGUAUGGUAUCCACUGCUCUAACACCACCUCCAGAUAUGCCCGCAUCAACUGCGCCUGGCCAGCGUGCUCCAUCCCCGCCAGUUACUACCCAUAAACAAAAACGGGUUUAUCCGAAGCAGAUUGGACAAGCCUACAGUGAAUCCGCUCCAUAUGAUCCUAUGCAUCAGACGUACACACCAGCAGCAGUAGCAUCACCACAAAUGCCUGGCAUUCCCGGUCAGCAGCAACCGCCUCUGGUGCCACAGUCUCCACAAUUCUUUACUCCCGCGGCCGCUAAUACAUUAGGAACGCAAAUUCCGGCAUAUUCUCAGGCCUAUGUGCAGCCAGCUGUAGCCCCCGCACCCAAUGUCGCUGGAAUGGCGAAUCAAUUUGGGCAAAUGAAUCUGACCGGGCAGCAUUCGUCCCCGUUGAUUCCUAUUCAUCUCAUUGGCACCCAACCUGAUGUGAGUGCUCUGGAUGCACCUCCACCACCAAUUACCUUGCCUCCCAACGCAUCUGUUACUACGUCUGAGAAAGCCAAUUGUGAUCUGUCUUACAAAAGAUGCACUUUGAACGCAAUACCUGCCACCUCGUCUCUCCUGACUAAAUCUCGCUUACCAUUUGCUCUCGUCAUUACACCUUAUCGAAGUCUGAAAGAAGGCGACGAUCCCGUUCCAGUUGUCACAGAUACAGUCAUUGCGAGAUGUCGAAGGUGUCGAACAUAUAUAAAUCCUUUCGUAAACUUUGUGGAUGGUGGACAGAGGUGGCAGUGUAAUCUAUGUUAUUUGCUUAACGAAGUACCAAAUCAAUUUGAUUGGGAUAUACACGCGAAUAAGAAGGCUGACAGAUGGCAACGGGCAGAAAUCAAUCACGCUGUUGUAGAAUUUGUUGCACCAACAGAAUAUAUGGUUCGGCCGCCUCAACCACCUGUUUACGUAUUCGUCAUAGAUGUGUCCUAUCCAGCUGUUCAAUCAGGUGCAGUUGCCACAGCCGCGAGAACUAUUCUGGAAUCCUUAGACCGCCUACCAAACGAGGAUAACCGCACGAAGAUUGCAAUUAUUACUGUAGACGUAGCGCUACACUUUUAUAGUCUUCCGAUGCUCGUCGUAUCUGACCUCGAUGACGUAUUCUUACCACAACCAGAUGAUUUGCUAGUCAACCUAUUCGAAGCGCGUGAGGCCUUGGAAUCGUUGUUGGGACGGCUGGGAGACAUGUUCAAAGAUACUCAAGUAGUUGGAAACGCAUUAGGACCAGCACUAUUGGCUGCAUAUAAACUAAUAUCUCCAAUCGGAGGGAAAAUUACUGUAAUUCAAUCAAGUUUGCCCAAUAUAAACCCAGGAGCAUUAAAGCCACGAGAAGACCCGAAAGCGUUGGGAACUCCAAAGGAGUCACAACUAUUACAACCUGCUGAUUCAUUCUACAAGACGUUUGCUGUGGAUUGCUCCCGUGUGCAAAUUUCUGUCGAUAUGUUUUUACUUGGCUCACAGUAUUCCGACGUAGCUACACUAAGUUCUUGUCCACGAUACAUUGGUGGCCAGACGUAUUUCUAUCCAGCCUUUAACGCAAGUCGAUCGGAAGAUGCUUUGAAAUUUGCUCAUGAAUUUGCAGAGUAUUUAGCGAGUCCUAUCGGAUUAGAAGCUGUUGUGCGUGUCAGAGCGUCAAAAGGUAUCCGUCUGAAUACAUUCCACGGCAAUUUUUUCAUUCGGCAAACAGACUUGUUGGGUUUACCGACAGUAUCACGAGAUCAUUCGUAUGUCGUUGAAAUGUCAAUUGAGGAAAACAUAAGUGAGAGGCGUAUCCGUGUAUUAACGUUAUGUCUACCAGUAACAAAUAGCAUGAGUGAGCUUUUUGCAUCAGCGGAUCAGAUCGCUAUUGCGAGUUAUUUGGCUCAUAAAGCGGUAGAGAGAUCUCUCACGGCGAAGUUGGAGGACGCUAGGGAAGCAUUGACGAAUAAGACGAUAGAUAUAUUGGGCGCUUACAAGUCACAACUGACUUCAAUUCAGAGUGGUGCUUCUCCACAAUUACAAAUCUGUGAUAAUUUAAAACUACUGCCUUUGUUAAGUCUUGCAUUAUUGAAACAUGUUGGUCUUCGUCAAAGCUCGCAGAUUCCGACAGAUCUUCGAGCAUAUGCUAUGUGUCUUCUAAGAACAAUGCCGUCACAAUUAUUGAUACCUUAUUUAUAUCCACGCUUCUAUUCUCUACAUAAUAUGCCUCCAGAGGUGGGAACCUAUGGUCCCGAUGGCAUUAUUAUGCCGCUAUCAAUGAACCUGACAAUUGAAAAAUUGGAAAGACAUGGAUGCUAUAUGCUGGAAGACAGCCAAAACAUCUUUAUUUGGUUUGGGCGGGAAGUAUCUCCCCAGUUAUGUAUGGAUCUACUGGGCUUGGCUUCGUAUGAGGCUAUUCGUGGUGGCAAGAGUACCUUACCCGUGCUUGAAACUGAUUUCUCACAAAAGAUAAACGCAAUAAUUGGUAAAACACGCGAAUCAAGACGCGGGAUAUACUAUCCGCAACUAUACAUAGUCAAAGAGGAUGGUGAUCCUGCUUUGAGGUUGUGGUUCUUAUCGCAUAUUAUAGAAGAUCGCACUGAUACAGUUAUGAGUUAUUAUCAAUGGUUGGCUUUGCUCAAAGAUAAGGUUAAUUCAGGGUCAUUCUAG
Messenger RNA from Paraglomus occultum, 2931 nucleotides. Lineage: Eukaryota; Fungi; Glomeromycota; Glomeromycetes; Paraglomerales; Paraglomeraceae. The record is from the annotation of a GenBank genome assembly.